AUGGUUGUGCAAGGAGGAACCGGUUUGACUUUAGUUAGCCUCGGGCAUACAUUGAUACUUGAACUUUCCGCGGAUCUGAAGUCCCGGACAUGGCACGAGGUGGUGUUUAAUGCCUUACCACCACCUCGGUCGGGACAUACUCUGCCCUAUGUAAGCGAAAACCAAGUGGUUCUGUUUGGAGGAAGAGGAUUGGGUCUUGUUGUAAACGUCUGA
Molecule: messenger RNA, 213 nt
Organism: Arabis nemorensis
Lineage: Eukaryota; Viridiplantae; Streptophyta; Magnoliopsida; Brassicales; Brassicaceae
Source: the annotation of a GenBank genome assembly